AUGGAAGUCAAGUCGUCAUACGCCGUUAUCGCUGAGCAACUUGGAACUCGCAGCAGUGCAAAAUCCAACGUUACAGUAGUAUGUUGCUACCUCUCCGGCAUCUCUUACUUGCGUAUCUCGAUGUUCGCCUCAUCCCUAGUCGUGCGACCUGGACUGUGGCCAGAAUCUGCCACCCAGUUCAGCAAGCCGUUGAGCCUCAGUUCCACCAACCAGUGUGGAUACCAUAUGUCAAGCUCCUUCUAG
Molecule: messenger RNA, 243 nt
Organism: Penicillium coprophilum
Lineage: Eukaryota; Fungi; Ascomycota; Eurotiomycetes; Eurotiales; Aspergillaceae
Exons: 2
Coding region: 1-243 (80 amino acids)
Source: RefSeq, a predicted model, not a curated record